Messenger RNA from Linderina pennispora, 691 nucleotides. RefSeq lists its product as uncharacterized. The record is from RefSeq and is a predicted model, not a curated record. Bases 231 to 596 code for a protein of 121 amino acids. The transcript has a single exon. NCBI's taxonomy places the organism in Eukaryota, Fungi, Kickxellomycota, Kickxellomycetes, Kickxellales, Kickxellaceae.
GGAUACAACUUGCUUUAUACUUGGCCAAGCUGAAGAGAGGUGAGCUAUAUAUAUUGGCUCAGGGUGAUCUGAAAAAAGUAAUAAAAAAUCCUAGAUACCACAAGAUUGCUCGUUGGCCAGAAGCAAUCACACUUUGGGAACUCGCAGCUGAAGCCCUGUGAACUCUUUGCCUUAUUGGGAAAAACGCUCGACCCCGCCUGAGUCUCCCUGCCAAACACAUCCAUGCAGUGAUGGUCAUGUAUCAUCUAAAUCUAAUAUGGAUAUGGCACGGUAGAGAUACCAAGGGGAAAUGGCAGGAGUUGUGCGUGUCGCUGCAAGAUGAAAUUAUCCAUGCAAUGUUGUCGUGCAUCGACUGUGCAAUCAUAUUAUGCGCUGUGCUUUAUUGUGGCCUUUUGCGAGGAAGAUGCGUGUUGCACAUGCAUACACGUCACAUAUUGCCUCUCUUGGAAACCUCCAAAAACGCUGCAGAGCCCACUAUUUGCUGCCCCACUCGCAUCUGUUGGCGGAUUGAUCGCCAUAAGCCUCGAGUUGAAUGUCAUGAUACAUGCCCGCUGGGUCAAAGAGAUAAUCUGAUGGCAAAAUGGAUUAGCAGCUAAUUGCAUGCGAGUUUGAAUGCCACCCAGCCAAUGUUUAGCAACGUAGUGAAAGAGAAGAGGGACCAGCUCAAUGGAGUAUGUGCGAGAGCCAAGCU